AAAGAUAUACACUGCAAUUCUGUAUAAUUCUGUGCAAUUCAUCAGCACUCUUGUUAAUAAUGCAGAAAACUAAACCCAAACCUCCAGUAUUGCCCACCCAGUAUGGUCUUGCUGCAGCCGUUUCAUCUGCUAUAGUCAUGUUUAAUUAUGGUCCGCCAAACCAACGCAACUGUUUGUCCAAACCCAUCAAAUAUCAGCCUCCUCUUCUCUCAGUCACUCCAAGUCUUGAUGGAACCAUAUCAGAUCUUGCAUGGAGUCCGGAUGGGAAGACCGUUGCUGCAGUCACUGAGAGAGGCAUUUCCCUUUAUGAUCAUCUUGGAUCGGCAGUGGAUUUCAUUGACCCACCCAACAGCAACGAGUUGAUACGAGCCUGUUCGUUUGGAUGGAAAUCAUCCAGAUAUUUAUAUUUUGGUGGGAGUGACCGUAUUGUUCAUGUGUGGGACCGUAAAGACAGCAAGCUUGUUUCUAGCACAGCGCCUUUGGAUAGUUCUGUCAAUUGCAUUGCUCUGUCCGCAGACGAUGGUAAAUUGGCUGUUGGAUCCGUAUCUGGCUCGCUUCUUGUACAAUCGCUUAAACACAAUACUUCUGGAAAACUUUCGACUCCUUUUGUUGCUAGUGUCAAUCAAUUGGCUUUUUAUCCUUUUAAAAAAUCGGUAAUGGCUGCUGCAAGUGAUGAUGGAACAGUCGCUCUUUGGGAUGUAAAUCAUAAAACGGAUCCUUUUCAGGUAAAAAAAGGUGCUCAUAGUGCUCCCAUUCAAGGUCUUGCGUUUGCUCCUUGCAACAAGAAUUUUUAUUGUACAGUUGGACUAGAUAAGCAACUUCGAUUUCAUGAUAUUCAGCAAUCUUCUUCAUCCAGCAUUCUUCAAUCAUAUGAGGCGGACGGACCUUUAAUGAGUGUAUCUAUAAAUGAUGAUCAUAUUGUAGCUAUAGGCACAUCAAAUGGAACCGUGUUGGUUUAUGACGUUCGUAUGAAGGCUGUCAUUCACAAAUUUGAUACCUUGACUGAACAGAGUGUUUCUCGCAUUCGCUUCCAGCCUCCUAGGUGGGCAAUCGAUGUGGCAUCAAAAGAACCAGCGAUAUUGCCUAAAAAUAUUCAAUCGGCACCACAUGACCAGCGAAAAGACUCUACCAAACCUGCUAUUUCGUUUGAAGAUCCAAUGGCUAUGUUCAGUCCAGUUAAUAACAACAAGGUAUCUAAACGUCAUAGUCAAGAUCUCCGCAAGGCUCUAUUAAAAACAAAUGCGUUUUCUGGAUCUUUGAACUCUGUUUCCGAUAAAUCUCAGAUCAAAGAGUUGAAGCAAUCGUCAGAUAUUGCUCAUUCGGUUUCUAGCAAUGAAAAACCAAUUUCACGAAUGCAAUCAACUCAGAUGCAUGACGAUGAAUCCCCGUUUGUUGUACCCACUACAGAUAAAUCAGCCUUAUCUACAAAUAAUCGUGCUGGUCAUUUGCAUGAAAACCCGAAACCAGAUUUCAAAAUCGAGCAAUUACCCUUUGAAGACUCUGCACUUGAUAGUACUACUUUAGAUUACUCGAAAACACCAACAGCUGCUUUUUCUACACGAACAUUAAACAGUGCCUUGUCUAGCGCUGCAACAUCUGUAGUUAGUGCAUAUCCUGUGGCCAGUGCAGAAAACCCCGAUCGUCCUAUAAUUCCGCCACCUCUUUCUGUAGAUGCUGACAGUAUUUUGACUACUACGCCUGCAUCCAAUUACAGCAACAUGACCAACCGUCUUACUUUGACAGCCACUGAUCCUGCAUUAUCAAGUUAUACUGCCAGUAGCACCACUUCAACUGUAAGAACACAUGCGGGGUUAACAUCUAAACUACCAUUAGAUUUUACUGAAGCUCCCCAACAGCGUGAAAUCAUCCCUAGUGUUGUGGAUGAGCUUGUAAAGAAUGAUGUGGCCAUCAAUACGGAUAGCAUUGCUAAGCAUAUGGGUCUAUCGACUUCACAUGAAACCAAGCCGGCCUUUACAGCCGUCUCAAAAGUCCCUGAUGGCAGUUUAUCGAUAGAUAAUACUUCUAUACAAUAUAGAUUAUUGCGUAGCGUUGUAGAAGAAUGUCUACAUGAGCAUCGCCAGCAAACGCGAGCUAAUAUACAGAAUAUGCAUCUUGAAUUAAUUCGGCAGUUUCAGUUGCAAGAGGGCUAUAUUUCCGAAUUAUUACAAUGUGAAUCGCCAAUGGCGAGUAUGAUGAAGGAACUUGCUCAACUCCGCCUAGAAAAUCAGCAACUUCGUAAUCUACUUGCUAGAUCUCCAGAUUCAAUCACUUUGCAAACCCAUCUGGGCUGAUUUAUCCCAUAUUAGUUAUUUAUUGUGCUGGGUCGGGUCUUGUUUUAUGAAAUUUACAUAAUAUAUGUUUUUAUUUCU
Batrachochytrium dendrobatidis JAM81 is the source of this 2369-nucleotide messenger RNA. RefSeq lists its product as uncharacterized. The transcript is spliced from 10 exons. Lineage: Eukaryota; Fungi; Chytridiomycota; Chytridiomycetes; Rhizophydiales. The record is from RefSeq and is a predicted model, not a curated record. Gene Ontology annotation, biological process: microtubule nucleation; mitotic cell cycle. Gene Ontology annotation, molecular function: gamma-tubulin binding. Gene Ontology annotation, cellular component: centriole; spindle pole; pericentriolar material. Bases 60 to 2291 code for a protein of 743 amino acids.